Molecule: messenger RNA, 1791 nt
Organism: Pistacia vera
Lineage: Eukaryota; Viridiplantae; Streptophyta; Magnoliopsida; Sapindales; Anacardiaceae
Product: tubulin beta-1 chain-like
Exons: 3
Coding region: 142-1488 (448 amino acids)
Biological process (GO): mitotic cell cycle; microtubule cytoskeleton organization
Cellular component (GO): cytoplasm; microtubule
Molecular function (GO): GTP binding; structural constituent of cytoskeleton; GTPase activity
Source: RefSeq, a predicted model, not a curated record
CAUCAUCAAGAGUAAAAACCAAGGAAGUCUCAUUCUCUUCAAUCCCAUUAUAAAAUCCCCUCUUCACUCUUCAAUCUCCCUGCCCAUACUUUCCUUCACUUUCCCGAGAAAAAAAAAAAAAAAAUCAAAACUACUAAGAAAAUGAGAGAAAUCCUUCACAUUCAAGGUGGGCAGUGUGGGAACCAGAUAGGUGCCAAGUUCUGGGAAGUGGUGUGCGCAGAACAUGGGAUAGACUCAACUGGACGCUACCAGGGCACCAACGAGCUCCAACUUGAACGAGUCAAUGUUUAUUACAAUGAAGCCAGUUGUGGCAGGUUCGUCCCCCGGGCUGUUUUGAUGGAUUUGGAGCCCGGAACGAUGGACAGCGUCAGGUCCGGGCCGUACGGGCCAAUUUUCAGGCCCGACAAUUUUGUUUUCGGACAAAGCGGGGCCGGGAAUAACUGGGCUAAAGGGCAUUACACGGAAGGUGCUGAGCUGAUCGACUCUGUUCUUGAUGUUGUCCGCAAAGAAGCUGAGAAUUGUGAUUGCUUGCAAGGGUUUCAGGUAUGUCACUCUUUGGGAGGAGGAACGGGUUCCGGAAUGGGGACACUGUUGAUAUCAAAGAUAAGGGAAGAGUAUCCGGAUCGGAUGAUGCUGACAUUCUCGGUGUUUCCGUCACCGAAGGUUUCGGAUACGGUGGUUGAGCCUUACAAUGCAACGCUCUCUGUUCAUCAGCUUGUGGAAAAUGCUGAUGAGUGUAUGGUUCUUGACAACGAGGCUCUCUAUGAUAUCUGCUUUCGCACUCUCAAGCUCACCACCCCCAGUUUUGGGGAUCUGAACCACCUGAUUUCAGCUACAAUGAGUGGUGUUACAUGCUGCCUUCGAUUCCCUGGUCAGCUCAACUCAGACCUUCGCAAACUUGCUGUAAAUCUCAUCCCAUUUCCUCGGCUUCACUUCUUCAUGGUUGGCUUUGCACCUCUCACAUCCCGUGGCUCUCAGCAAUACAGGGCCCUCACUGUCCCUGAACUCACCCAACAAAUGUGGGAUGCCAAGAACAUGAUGUGUGCUGCUGAUCCACGCCAUGGCCGAUACCUUACAGCAUCGGCCAUGUUCCGUGGCAAGAUGAGUACUAAAGAGGUUGAUGAGCAGAUGAUCAAUGUGCAGAACAAGAACUCAUCCUACUUCGUUGAAUGGAUCCCCAACAAUGUCAAGUCCACCGUUUGUGACAUCCCUCCAACAGGCUUGAAGAUGGCUUCUACAUUCAUCGGAAAUUCAACUUCAAUCCAAGAAAUGUUCAGAAGGGUCAGUGAGCAAUUCACUGCCAUGUUCCGGAGAAAGGCUUUCUUGCAUUGGUAUACUGGGGAGGGAAUGGACGAGAUGGAGUUCACAGAGGCUGAGAGCAACAUGAAUGAUUUGGUCUCAGAGUACCAGCAAUACCAGGAUGCUACAGCUGAGGAGGAAGGUGAAUAUGAGGAUGAGGAAGAGGAAGGGUAUCAGGAAGAGGCUUAAAUGAGAAGUUCAGUCUGGCUUGGUGUGCUUGUAGAAUAUAAGGAAUUAUUCUGAUUUUAUUUGGGAUUGUCAUAAGUUUUCUUUUCAAUUUUCUUGUGUGGAGUUGGUGUUGAUGCAGUGUCCAUUGCCGGUUUCCGGGUGUGCAUCUUUUUUUCAAGAUUUUGUUGUCUCCACAUUUCAUAGAGUACUGCUUUGACUGCUGCUUUGUUAUGUCAUGAUCUGUUGUUAAAUUAAUUAAUUCCUUUUAAGGUGGACUUACUCUGAAAUUCCACUUUUAUUAAUUAGAAAGGUCUUCUUUUAUCA